Bathycoccus prasinos is the source of this 684-nucleotide messenger RNA. RefSeq lists its product with no specific name. NCBI's taxonomy places the organism in Eukaryota, Viridiplantae, Chlorophyta, Mamiellophyceae, Mamiellales, Bathycoccaceae. Gene Ontology annotation, biological process: response to light stimulus; photosynthesis, light harvesting in photosystem I. Bases 1 to 684 code for a protein of 227 amino acids. Gene Ontology annotation, cellular component: membrane. The transcript is spliced from 2 exons. The record is from RefSeq and is a predicted model, not a curated record.
AUGGAUUGCUCAAUCACCUCGCGCGUGAACACCUCCGCGUUGAAAUCUCGCUCGGUGUCUCGCCAAUCCGCGCGCGCUUCUUUCGUCGUCAAGGCGCAAAGAGACGUGUGGUGGCCUGGAGUCGACGCGCCGGCGCACUUGGACGGCUCCUUGCCGGGCGACUUUGGCUUCGACCCGUUGGGCUUGUCCGUUGACCCGGAAAUGAAGAAGUGGAUGGUCCAAGCCGAACUCCAACACGCCAGAUGGGCGAUGCUUGGUGUUGCCGGCAUGGUUGGCCCGGAUUUGGCCCCGUGGGAUACUCCGUCCUGGAUUGAGGCUGGUAAGUUUGAAUACUGGGCGCCGGCUGGUCCGUUGUUCUUCAUCCAAAUGGCGAUGAUGAACUGGGCUGAAGUCAGACGCUGGCAAGACAUGAAGGACCCGGGGUCCAUGAACAAGGAUCCGUUGUUUGGCUACAACGCGAACGACACGAACACGGACGUUGGUUACCCGGGUGGCUUGUUUGACAAGCUCGGCUACGCGAAGAAGGAUUUGGACACGUUGAAGUUGAAGGAAAUCAAAAACGGUCGUUUGGCGAUGGUCGCCAUUGCCGGCUGCUUCGUCCAAGGCGCGACGACUGGUGUGUCUCCGUUGACCAACUUGACCUCGCACAUCGCGAACCCGGGUGCCGUGAACAUCUUCAACUAA